Molecule: messenger RNA, 7027 nt
Organism: Phalacrocorax carbo (great cormorant)
Lineage: Eukaryota; Metazoa; Chordata; Aves; Suliformes; Phalacrocoracidae
Source: RefSeq, a predicted model, not a curated record
GGAGGGUCCCCAAGUCCUGCCGUCACGCCGGGAGGGGAAGGCGAGGAUUUCGGGAUAAUCCCGACCACGCAUCCGCUUUCCGCUGGCAGGCAACGAGCCGAAACGGAGCCCCAAAAACCCCACGAAGGGGCUUCGGGGCAAGGAGGCCACGGCAAGGGGGUGCGAAGGGCUCGGCGGACCCCGCUGGGGAGCCCAUGAGUGAAGCGGAGCCCUCGGCGGAGGCUGUGGUUGAGCGGCCGCGGGGGCCAUGUCCUCGCUGCUGUCCCUCCAGGAGGAGAACCGCAUCCUGCAGCAGGAGCUGUCGCGCGUCGAGGACUUGCUGGCUCAGAGCCGGGCCGAACGCGAUGAGUUGGCCAUCAAGUACAACGCCAUCAGCGAGCGGCUGGAGCAAACCCUGCGGCUGGAGACGGGCGAGCGGGAGGCGGCGGAGAACCGGAGCUUGGCGCAGCACAACAUCGAGCUGCGGCGGCUGCUGGAGGAGGAACAGGCCGCCUACAAGCGCAAGCUGCAGGCGUACCAGGAGGGCCAGCAGCGGCAAGCCCAGCUGGUGCAGAAGCUCCAAGCCAAGGUGUUACAGUAUAAGAAGAAAUGCGGCGAAGUGGAGCAGCAGCUGCUGGAGAAGGCGACGGAGCUGGAGCAGGAGAGGCUGACGAGCCAGCUGGAUGUGAGCGGCUCGCAGCCCGAGGAGGAGAGCAGCAACGAGCUGGAGAACGCCCUGAUCCGGCUGGAAGAGGAGCAGCAGAGGAGCACCAGCCUGGUGCAGGUGAACUCGAUGCUGCGGGAGCAGCUGGAACAAGCCAACGUGGCCAACGCGGCGCUGAGCGAGGACAUCCGCAAGCUGACGGCCGACUGGACGCGGGCGCGGGACGAGCUGGAGCAGCGAGAGGCGGAGUGGAGGCGCGAGGAGGAGUCCUUCAACACCUACUUCAGCAACGAGCACAGCUGCCUCCUGACCCUCUGGAGGCAGGUGGUGGCCUUCAGGCGUCACUUCGGGGAGAUGAAAGCCACCACCGAGAGGGAUCUAUCGGAGCUGAGCCACGAGGCGUCGCGGGCGGGCAGGGCUGCCCACGCCGCCUGCCUUCACCUGGCCGCCAACCUGCGGCUGGCCGAGAGCCAGGCCGGCGCCGCGCGGGAGAAGCAGGCGAUGCGGCUGGCGCAGCUGGAGGAGCAGCUGGCGGCGCGGGCGCGCGACGCCGACCUGGAGAAAGCCGCCCUCAGCGCCAGGCUGGCGGAGCUGGCGGCGACCCUGGAGCGCCUGCGGGCUGAGGAUGCCGAGAAGGAGCGGGCGGUGGAGGCGCUGACCCUGCAGCUGCAAAACCUGGAGGCCUCGCGCGCCAAGGAGCCGUCGCCGGCAGAGGUGGAGGCCUUGCGCUCGGAGGUGGAGCUGCUCCGUCAGAGGCUGCAGGACGUCACCCAGGUGGUGCUGGCGGACGACCCCGAGCAGCCACCGCCGCCCCCGGAGUCCCCCCCGCGUGCCCCCGGGUCCCCCCGCCGCAGCCCCUCGCCCAGCGCCGCCGCCGCCGCCGUGCACGCCGCCCUGCGCCGCCGCCACCUCCAGCUCCAGGACGCCCGGGGCCAGGCGGAGGCCAGCCGGGAGGUGGCCGAAAGCCUGCGGCGGGAGCUGGGGGACAGCGAGCGGCGGCUGGAGACCCUGGAGCGGCGGCUGGAGCAGCUCAGCGCCGAGGCCGGGGGGUGCCGGCGGGCGCAGGAUGAGGCCCUGCGCGAGGUGGCCCGCCUGCGCGCCGAGGCCGAGGUCCUGCGCAGGGAGCGGCUGCGGGCGGAGGAGGCGCUGGCGGGGGAGCAGCAGCGAGCGGGCGCCCUGCAGCAGGAGCGGGCGCAGCUGCAGCGCCGGGGCGAGGGGCUGGAGGACGCCCGGGACGAGGCCGCCCGCGCCGCCGAGGCCGCCCGCCAGCAGCUGGAGCGCAGCCAGCAGCAGGUGGAGGAGCUGGAGGCGCAGCGGGCCGGGGCGCAGCGGGAGCUGCUGGAGGCGCGGGAGGCGCUGAGCCGGGCGGCGCUGGAGGCCGAGGUGGCGCGGGGCGAGCGGGAGGCGCUGGCUGAGGCGCUGAGCAAGGCGCAGGGGAGCUGCGGGGAGCUGGCGGCGGCGCGGCGGGCGGCGCAGGCGGAGGAGGCCCGGCUGCGGGACGCCCUGGCCAAGACGAGCGAGCUGGCGGCCGGGCUGGCGCGGGAGAAGACGGAGCUGAGCCGCAGCGUGGCCCGGCUGGAAGCGGAGCGGGAGAGCGGCCGCAGCCGGGCGCGGGAGCUGGGGCGGGAGCUGGCGCUGCUGCGGGGGCGGCUGGAGCGGGGGCGGCGGGCCGGGGCGGCCGAGCGGCAGGGGCUGGAGCGGGCGCGCCGGGCGGCCGAGGAGGGCUGCCGGGGGCUGCGGGCCGAGCUGCGGGGGCUGCGGGGCCAGCACCUGCGCCUGCGCCAGCACCUGGGGCAGGCGGUGCAGGAGCAGAACGCGGCGGGCGAGGCGCUGGCGCAGGCGCGGGGGGAGCAGGAGCGGCUGCGGGAGGAGCUGCUGCGGCUCAGCCGGGCCCGCGAGGGGCUGGCCAAGGAGGGGGCCAGCCUGGCCGUCCAGCUCGCUGCUGCCCAGCGCCAUGGCCAGGAUCAGGCCCAGGAGGCGGCCGGGCUCAGGUCGGAGAAAGAAGGGCUGGAGAGCAACAUCUUCCAGCUGCAGCAGCAGCUGGCCCAGCUCGACACCCGCAACCAGCAGCUGGAGGCCGAGGGCCGGACCCUGCUCCAGGCCAAGGAGGCGCUGGAGGCGGAGCUGGGUGCCGCGCGGCAGGAGCGCGAGCGGGAGCUGCAGGCCCGGCGGCAGGCGGUGGCGGCGGCCGAGGCGGCGGCGGUGGCGGUGGCCCUGCAGAGCGCCCGUGACGCGCACCGCGACGAGCUCGACCGCCUGCAGCGCGAGAAGGAGGAGCUGGAGGCUGAGCGGGGCCGGCUGGCGCGGGAGCAGGAGGAGCUGGCGGCUGAGCUGGCAGCAGCGCGGCGGCAGCGCGAGAGUGAGAAGCAGCAGGCGCUGGCGCUGCAGGAGGAGGAGAGGGCAGCGCUGGCGGAGACGCUGGAGGGGCUGCAGCGGAGCCUGGCCGAGGCCACGACCGAGCUUGAGCAGCAGCGGCGAGAGGUCACCAGCCACCAGGAGAAGGAGCAGCGCCUGGCUGCGGAGCUGCGCAGCCUGCGGGCGCAGGUGGAGGAGGCAGCAGCGACCCACGAGCGGGAGGCGAAGACUCUUCGCGACCAAGCGACAGUGGCGGCCAAGCAGCGAGACGGUGCCCUGCGGGAGGCGGAGGAGGCGCGGGCGCAGCUGCGGCUGGUGGCGGAGGCGCGGGCGGCGGGGCGGCGGGAGCUGCUGGAGGCGCAGCGGGAGGCCCGGGAGAGCCGGGAGGGCCGGGAAGCGCAGCGGCGGCAGGCGCAGGAGGCACGCCGAGCCCUGGGAGACGAGGCGAGGGAGAAGGAGGCCCUGCGGCGCUCCAACGAGGAGCUGCGGGCGGCCCUGCGGCGCGCCGAGGGCGAGCGCAUCAGCCUGAAGCGUGCCAGUGAGGAGAAGGAGCAGCAGCUGGCGCUGGUGGAGGACGGGCGGGCGGCAGCGGACCGGGAGGUGAUGGAGCUGCGGGCAACCCUGCGGGAGCUGGAGCGCGCCCGCCUCAAUGCCCGCCGCGAGCUGCAGGAGCUGCGCCGGCAGGUGAAGGACCUGGACAGCGAGAACAGCAAGAGGAGCAAGGAGGUGGGCGAGCUGCAGGCACGUGUGGCCCUGGAGGAGCAGCGGGAGGAGGAGAGCCGCCGCGAAGCCUUCAGCCUCAGGCAGAAGGUUGCAGAGAGCGAGGCCGAUGUGGAGGCCGCCAGGAAAGAGCUCCAGCAACUGCAGCGGCGACUGUUGGAGGUGGAGGGCGAAUUUCAGCAGCGGGAGAAGGACCUGGCCCGCAGCUUGGAGGAGGCUCGCGGCAACGAGAAGAAGCUGCUGGCCGAUGCCCGCAACCUGCAGCUGAAGGUGGAGGCGGCGCGGGGCGAAGCGGCCGAGCUGAGCCUGCGUCUGAGCGCGGCCGAGGGUCGGGCGCAGGGGCUGGAAGCCGAGCUGGUCCGGGGCGAGGCGCUGCGCCGCGCUGCCGAAACCCGCCUGGGCGGCAUCCAGUCUGCCCUACGCCGUACCAUGGGCAUCGGCCGGGCGCGGGCCGGCUCCCCGGGCAAGGGAGGGGGACCGGAGGCGUUGGGGAGCCCCGGCUCAUCCCCGGACCCCGAUGCAGCAGCCGAGCCCGAGGCAGUGCGGGCGGCCCUGCGGGAUUUCCUGCGCGAGCUGCAGGACACGCAGCGGGAGCGGGAGGAGCUGCGGGUGCAGGUGGGCAGCCUGGGCCGGCGGCUGGCGGAGGCAGAGGAGGAGCGGGACCACGCCAGUGCCCGGGCGCAGCAGCUCCAGAAGCUGGUGGCUGAGAGCGAGGAAGGGCGUCGCAGCGGUGGCGGGGAGCUGAGCGGCGCCCAGGCCUCGCUGCUGCUGCAGGAGGAGCUGCUGCGACGGGGCGAGCGGGAGAGGCAGGUGCUGCGGGAGAAGGUGACGGCGCUGGAACAGAGCCUGCACGCCGCCGAGGGCGAGCGCCGAGCCGCCCAGGAGAGGAUGAGCGCGGUGCGAGCCGGCGAGGCCGAGCUGGAGGACGCCAAGCGGCGGCUGGAGGUGGCGGAGAGCCGGAGCACCCGCCUGGAGCUGCAGCAGCGGGUGCUGGAGGGCGAGCUGCACCGCGCACGGCUGGCCCUGGGCGAGCGGCAAGCGGAGGCGCGGGUGAUGCAAGACCGCGCCGAGCUGCUCCAGAAACAGCUAGCGGAAAGCGAGCAGCGCGCCGGCGCUUUGCAGCUGGCGAUGGAGCGGCUGAGCGCGGCGUUGGCGGAGAGCGGCUCGAAGGAUGACGGACGGAGCGUGACGGCGCCGUUGGCCGAUGGCACCGCGGCCCACGAGCGGUUGCUGCAGCUCCAAAGCGCCCUGGCCGCGGGCGAGCUCGACCGCCGGGCGCUGCAGGAGGGGCUGGAGGUGGCCCGGCGAGCGCUGGCGGAGGCGCGGGAGGAGAAGGGAGUGCUGCGGGAGCAGCUGCGGGGGCUGCGGGAGGAGCAGGAGGCCCUGCAGCGGAGCAAGGAGGAGCUGGAGGCACAGGUCCAGCAGCAGCAGGAGGCGCUGCGGCAGCGGCAGGAGGAGCACGGGGGGCUGCAGGAGCGGGUGGGCAGCCUGCAGCGUGCCCUGGCCCGCACGCAGGGCGAGAGGCGGGAGGCUGAACGCGUCGCCCUGCGCCUCGAGAAGGACAAGAGCGCCCUGAAAAAGACCCUGGACAAGCACACCCCAGCCCCCCCAUUUCUGUGCCCCCCUCUCCCCCGGCGUGGCGGGGCGGCAGGUGGAGCGGGAGAAGCUGCAGACGCAGGAGGACUCGCUGCGGCUCUCGGCGGAGAAGGGCCGGCUGGAUCGCUCCUUGGGCACGGCCGAGCGGGAGCUGGCGGCGGCGCAGCAGCGCAUCCAGCUGCUGCAGGCGCAGGUGUCGGUGCUGGAGCAGCCGCCCCCGCCGAGCCCGGGGCCGUCGCCGGAGCUGCAGCCGGAGCUCGACCGCCUGCGCGGCGCCCAGCUCCAAGCCCAGCGGGCGCUGGAGGCGCGGGAGCGCACCUACCGCCACCGCGUCCGCGGGCUGGAGGAGCAGAUCGCGCUGCUGAAGGGGCAGGAGCUCCACCGUCCCCCCACCAGCAUUUAAAGCCCCUCCGCACCACCCGCAGAGACCGGCACAACUCAGCUCACUGGGGGAGGACGGGGGGGACGGGAAGCCACCCCCAUGCUCCAAAAAACAAAACCACACUGAUUUUUGUCUCAUCAUUCCCUUUUCUAAAGCAAAAAGCUGCACUUUACCAGCGAGAUGACGACACUCGUGUAUUUUUGAUACAGGUUGGGGCCCAAUGGGUGGUUUUUCCCAUUUUUCUAUUGCAAUUUUUAACAAAAACUUUGGAAAUACUCCUUUUUUUCAGCCCCAGGAGAGCCCUGUCUCAGCACCAGCCGAGCCACCUGAUUUAUUUCCCCCCAAUACACGAUGCACCUCCAGCCCUCACAAGCCCCGACAUUCACCGGAAUCUUAAUUUUUCCCAUUUUUCUAACAAAAAAAAAGCUACUCGAGGUUGGUGGGGUUUGGGUUUUUUUUGCAAAUAGCAGGUUUUUUUUUUUAUAUUGCUGUUUUUGGAGUUUGAGGUUUUUACUGGUGCUACUGGGCAGCCCAAGGCUGGGGGGCUGAGCCAAGCUGAAAAACGCAGGUCGGUCCUGGCACUAUUAAACGUGGAUAAAACCCCAACCUGGCAGCCCAUGAGGUUUUUUUUUUGGGGGGUGGGUGGCGUUUUGGGGAUGCCCAAAUGGGUGUCCAUUAGGAUACCAGGGUUGAGUCAGGUUCCUGAAUAAUAAUAAAAACCCAUAAUAAUAAAGAGUAAUUAAUAAUAAUAAUAAUAUUACCACCACCACCGUGGAGGAGAGCCGCAGGGAUGCAUCGGAGCCAUUAAGCAUCAUCCUUCUGGAGAGCUGCUGCCCUCCCUCUCCUUGUUUAAGCCUUUUUCAGGGGGGUUUAAGCCUUUUUGGGGGGUUGAGCGCCAAGGGCAGGACAAACCCCUCCUGUCCCCGAGGCUGCGAGCAUGGGGAGGGGACGGGGAAGGACGACGGAGAAAACCACACCGCCCCCCCCCCCCCCAGACUCUUUGCUCUCGGCUCCAGGCAGCCCCCAGAGCUGAAACCCCUGAGAAUGGGAGUAAAAUCCCCCAACCCCCAACGCAUCUGCCUGUUUUCUAUAGAACUGGAAAACUGCCCAACAUUAAACACUGCGCUGUAAAAUAAACACCGUGCCCUAGAAUAGCCCUGCACGCCCAUAAGGGACCAUCGACUCCAAUGGGAGCUGCACCUUAUAAAAACCGCACUACGCCCUGUAUAUACCAGAGACAGCCGCGCUAUACAUAAGAAAACUGCAGGCAGGAGAGAGCUAAAUGCUAUAGGACUAUACAGUGUAGGAGACUUGCACCCUAUGUGAGCGCC